ACAUUGACACGAAAGCAAUGACACCAAGUGACGACACCAAGACAAUGACACCAAAUCGACGAUACCAAGCGACGAUACCAAAACAACAACACAAAAUCAAUAACACCAAACGACAACACCAAAACAACGAUACCAAAGUGACGACACCAAGACAAUGA
Racocetra persica is the source of this 158-nucleotide messenger RNA. Lineage: Eukaryota; Fungi; Glomeromycota; Glomeromycetes; Diversisporales; Gigasporaceae. The record is from the annotation of a GenBank genome assembly.